CGAGCCGAAGCCAUUUGGAAGAGGAGCCAAUUUCGAAAUGUAAUAUUUUUUAAUGUAAUUGCCCCUUCCUUCUUUUAACUGCGUUCCGGAAACCAAACCGCACCUCUCUUCCGCCAUUGAUUCGUGAGAACAGCAUGUCGAGAUCUCUGGUUUCCCUUCUCCUCUUCGUCUCUCCCAUCUAAUCCUAUCUUCCAUCAUCAUCUUCCCUAACCGAUCCUGUCCGUAUCGGCCACCAAUCUUAUGCCGGAUCACCAGUUUGCGUAUGAUCGAGUGGUUUCGAUUCAUCUGCGUUCUCGCGCCGAGCAGCAUUAAAGCUUCUAGCAAUCUGGCGAGAAUCUAUUGAUCCAGGAAUGAUGAAGAAAGCCUUAGACCAAACUGUUAGAGAGCUUAAGCGGGAGGUCAACAAGAAGUUUCUGAAAGUUCCUACCAUAGAGCAGAAGACCCUUGAUGCUACAAGCAAUGAACCGUGGGGUACUCGUGGACCACUUAUGGCAGAAAUUGCACAAGCUUCCUGCAACUAUAAUGACUACCAACUUAUCAUGGCUGUGCUCUGGAAGAGGAUACAAGACACUGGAAAAAAUUGGCGUCAUGUUUACAAGGCAUUGAUUGUCCUUGAAUACUUGGUCAUUUAUGGGUCCGAACGAGUGAUUGAUGAUGUCAGGGAACGCGCUUAUCAAAUUUCGACAUUAUCGGACUUCCUUUAUACUGAUUCUAAUGGGAGGGACCAAGGGAGCAAUGUUAGAAGGAAAGCUCAGAUUCUUGUUGCACUUGUAAAUGAUAAGAAACGACUCUAUGAAGUUCGACAUAAAGCUCAGUCUUACAAGGCAAAGGUUUCUCUGCCUCCUUUGUCUUCAAGCGCCCGCUUCAUUGAUGAAGGUGGAAAUAGGGAGGAUGAUAACUACAAAGUUCGUGCUAAUGUUGCUAGCACGUACAGGUCAAAGUGUCAAAGUGUUGAUGGAUAUACAAAUAAUUCUUUUGAUGAUUAUGAUCGUCAUUCAACCAGAAUUGAUACAUCCCCGAGUUACGAAGUUGCCACCAAUGAUUCCUGGUCUACUGUUCAGAAUAAGGGCAGAAUUGCUGAGAUGGCAUCAAUGCAAAAAGCAUCUUCACCUUCAGGACUCAAAGAAACUUCUUCAAGCGGUACAAACCAAGCUCCAGAAAGUGUUGCUAGUGAAUCUGCUCAAGCUCAUGAAAAGGAAGUUGCUUCUUUAGAUGAGUUUGAUCCUCGAGGGUCUGUAUCAG
Molecule: messenger RNA, 1242 nt
Organism: Phalaenopsis equestris
Lineage: Eukaryota; Viridiplantae; Streptophyta; Magnoliopsida; Asparagales; Orchidaceae
Product: clathrin interactor EPSIN 2-like
Biological process (GO): endocytosis
Cellular component (GO): endosome; clathrin vesicle coat; plasma membrane
Molecular function (GO): phospholipid binding; clathrin binding
Source: RefSeq, a predicted model, not a curated record